Kockovaella imperatae is the source of this 363-nucleotide messenger RNA. Its product is annotated as SOH1-domain-containing protein. The record is from RefSeq and is a predicted model, not a curated record. Gene Ontology annotation, molecular function: transcription coregulator activity. The transcript is spliced from 3 exons. Gene Ontology annotation, biological process: regulation of transcription by RNA polymerase II. NCBI's taxonomy places the organism in Eukaryota, Fungi, Basidiomycota, Tremellomycetes, Tremellales, Cuniculitremaceae. Bases 1 to 363 code for a protein of 120 amino acids. Gene Ontology annotation, cellular component: mediator complex; core mediator complex.
AUGCAAGCUCAUGAGGGGGUUAUUCUACCUCUUCCUGGGGCAGACGGCAGUGCUAGAUCCCCGGAGCGAUAUGGGAAUAUAGUCAGAUUUCAAUCAGAGCUAGAGUUUGUACAAUGUCUCGCGAAUCCACUGUAUCUCAAGGAACUGUAUACUCAAGGACUGUUGGAUAAUGCAGAAAUGUUGAAUUAUCUAAAGUAUCUGGAUUACUGGAGAGAGCCAGAGUAUGUUCGGUUCAUCGUGUAUCCAACAUGUCUCGUGUACCUGACUCUGAUACAGCAAGAGACUUUCAGAUCGAGAUUAGGGGAUCCGGCUUUCAUAGAAGAAUUGAGAAGACUGGGAACGAGGCAUCACGAGACUUGGUGA